This is a messenger RNA of Halteromyces radiatus, 1462 nucleotides long. RefSeq names its product DnaJ domain-containing protein. Gene Ontology annotation, cellular component: cytoplasm. The transcript has 9 exons. The record is from RefSeq and is a predicted model, not a curated record. Lineage: Eukaryota; Fungi; Mucoromycota; Mucoromycetes; Mucorales; Cunninghamellaceae. Gene Ontology annotation, biological process: protein refolding; response to heat. Gene Ontology annotation, molecular function: ATP binding; heat shock protein binding. Bases 189 to 1334 code for a protein of 381 amino acids.
AAUAAAAGGAAAUCUAUCACCAGUGUUAUGACUCGAUUCACUAUUUACUUUUUAUUACAACCUUCUCGUCGUUCAUUACAAUCUAUAUGUCGCCCUAAUAUUUUACUUGAUUGUUAGAAUCAAUAUCACCUUUUUGUCUAUAUCAACAACAGCGUACAUUUCAUGCCUCUGGUGUCUAUUCUGCAGGUAUGAAAAAGGAAGAUCCUUAUAAAAUCCUUGGUAUAUCUAAAUCAGCAAGUCAAAAUGAUAUUAAAAAAGCAUAUUAUGCAUUGGCCAAGAAAUAUCAUCCAGAUACCAACAAAGAAAAAAAUGCUCGUGAAAAAUUUACUCAAGUACAAGAAGCUUAUGAAAUGUUAUCGGAUGAACAAAAACGCGCUCAAUUUGAUCAAUAUGGUUAUGGUUUUGAAGGUGGACCUUCUACUGCUGGUGGACCUGGUCCAGGAUUUGGUCCUGGUGGAUUUUAUAGUCAAACAAGUAGUCAAGGAUUCCCUGGUGGAUUUGAUCCAAAUGAUAUCUUUAAUCAAUUCUUUGGUGGAGCAAGUCAUUAUCAACAAGCAGCUGGUAUGGGUGAAGGAUUUCGAACAAUGACAGGUGAAAACUUACAGACACCAUUGACAAUUACAUUUAUGGAAGCUGUCAAGGGAACCAAGAAAACAGUACAUAUUCAACAAGUGACAAAUUGUUCGAGUUGCAAAGGAAAUGGCAUGAAACAAGGUAUUAAAAAAGAAACUUGUAAAGUAUGUCAUGGUAGUGGUGUACAAACAGUCCAAAUGGGUGGUUUCAAUAUGCAAACAACUUGUUCGGUAUGUGGUGGUGCUGGUGCUGCCAUUCCUCUAGGUGGUGAAUGUAGUACUUGUCAAGGUAUUGGGAAAAUACGAGAACGAAAAGCCGUUCAAGUCGAGAUUCCACCUGGUGUGGAUAACAAGGCAAGAAUCCGUGUUGUUGGUCAAGGUGAUGCACCUCUCAAAGGUAAUGGUCCUCAUGGCGAUUUAUUUGUGUCUCUCAAUAUCCAACCAUCAAAGAUCUUUAGUCGACAAGAUCAAGACAUUUUUUUAAAUACCAAGAUUCCAUUCUACAAGGCUAUUUUGGGUGGCAAAAUACGGAUACCUACGAUCGAUGGGGAUGUUGAAUUAAAGAUUCCAAAAGGCUCUCAAGCUGAUGACAAGAUUGCUUUACGAGGUAGAGGGAUUCAACAUAUGCGUGGGACUGGUCGUGGUGAUCAAGUGGUUACUCUGAAAGUCGAAUUACCAAGAAUAUUACGUGAUGAUCAACGGACUCUUAUUGAAAAGUAUGCUCAACUUGUGGAUCCAGAAUAUCGUGACAGGUCGAAAUAAAUCAGCCAUGAACAAUAUAGAUACAAUCAUUUCUUUUUUAUUAUUCAUCCCACUGUAGUAUAUAGAAUAUAGAAUAUAUCUUUGUUUUUAUUAUCAUCAUCAACAUCAUCCAGUAGCAUAAUUUCCCA